Molecule: messenger RNA, 1675 nt
Organism: Sesamum indicum (sesame)
Lineage: Eukaryota; Viridiplantae; Streptophyta; Magnoliopsida; Lamiales; Pedaliaceae
Product: tryptophan aminotransferase-related protein 4
Biological process (GO): amino acid metabolic process
Molecular function (GO): transaminase activity; carbon-sulfur lyase activity
Source: RefSeq, a predicted model, not a curated record
ACCACACCAGCGUCUUAGUACCUCUACCGAGCUGUAAGAAAGGAAAAAAAGCUGAUGAUGAGAAGAUUCUGCUGCAGCUUCUGCUUUUUGGCUUCUCUUGCUCUUAAUCUCUUCUUCGUCAUCAAUCCAUAUUAUUUGAGUGGAUGGAAGAAGCAGAAGCUGAGUAGUUGGGCUGAAGAAGCUGCAGCAGAAGCAGAAGCUGUGGCGUUGAUAUCUUGUUCUGGGCAUGGAAGAGCUUAUUUGGAUGGAGCUGUGGUGGAUGGGAAGCCUGUUUGUGAGUGUAACACAUGCUAUGGAGGACCUCACUGCUCUCUCUUUUCUCCUGAUUGUGCUGCUGAUGUUAACAGUGGGGAUCCAUUAUUCUUGGAGCCCUUUUGGAUGCAGCACGCAGCUAGCAGCGCAGUCGUCAUUGCAGGUUGGCACAGAAUGAGCUAUACGUUUUCCGACCAUUCUUACAUCUCACGAGAACUCGAAAACCACAUUCGUAGAGUUCACGCCGUUGCAAGAAACGCAAUCACCAAAGGGAAGCACUUGAUUUUUGGUGGUGGAUCCACCCAACUCCUUGCUGCAGCGGUAUACGCUCUUUCCAUCAACUUAUCGUCCCCUGCAGAAGUCGUCGCAGCCGUCCCAUGCUACCCGGAUUACAAAACACAAACAGAUUUCUUCGAAAAUAUGCACUUUGAGUAUGAUGGAGAUGCAUUAUUGUUGAAGAAUUCGUCGGAUACAACGGCCAACGUGAUCGAGUUUGUGACUUCACCGAACAAUCCGGAUGGAAAUCUACGGGAGGCUGUAGUGUCACAAGGAGUAUCAGUCGGAGCUAUCUAUGAUCAUGCUUACUAUUGGCCUCAUUACACAGCUAUUCCAGCCCCAGCAAAUGAAGAUGUCAUGAUCUUCACGAUUUCGAAGCUCACUGGUCAUGCUGGAACCAGACUCGGAUGGGCUUUUGUGAAAGAUGAGGAUGUCUACCAGAAAAUGCUUUCAUACAUAGCAGAAGCUGAACAGGGCAUCUCAAGAGAGGCUCAACUGAGAGCUCUGAAGCUCAUGAAAACAAUUUUGAAUGGAGAUGGCAUGGAACUUUUCGAGUAUGCAUACAAGAAAAUGAGCGAUCGCUGGCGAAAACUAAGCGACAUCGUAUCAUUGUCGAAACGAUUUUCUAUCCAGGAAGUUCCAUCGUUGUUCUGCAACUUCUUUGAGAAAGUUAGAGGGCCUUCUCCAGCUUAUGCAUGGUUGAAAUGUGAACGAAAUGAAGACACAAAUUGCACUGCAGUUCUCCGGGCAGCAAACAUUAUCGGCCGCGCCGGUAGUCUAUUCAACGUGGAGGAUCGUUAUGUUCGUCUCAGUCUUUUGAAGAGCGACGAUGACUUUAACUUACUACUGCUUCGCCUCGACAAACUUGUCACUCAAGAUGACGAUCGCAAACACUAUUUCAAGAAUUCCUAAUCAAUUUCUGCAGGUUGCUUAUAUAUAUAUAGUGAAGUUGGUUUGUGUUUUAUUGAAGAGGUCAAUGUUUAUUGACCUUAAUAUAUAUGUCAAUGAAGUGGUCAUGUUUGUACAUUCAUAUGACCUUUCUCCGUACCAUAGUCAUCAAUAUUGUUGUAAUAAAUUCUUCCUAUGUAUGAAUUCUUGUAAUCAUGUUCCACAUAUCUAUGGUUGGGCAAAAUAGUGUUUUUCCUCA